UGUUUAAAACCGCCAUUUCUGGAGAUUCCGGUUUAUUUAUUUAACACCCCAAGCGCUUGGUUCUUCUCUAUGGUUCCUUCCAGAAUGUCUGGAAAGUUCUUUGCUUGAGGUGCUAGACAGGAUCUCAUAUACGAGUGAGCUUUGCACGCUUUACGGACAUUCAAUCGUAAGCGCUUUGCUCGGCGACCGGUUAACGCGUCGUUUGUACUAGCGGUUUGGUCAAAACAAGAGGUAGCAGUAGUAUAAGAUAGGCGUUAACACACCAGGUCGGUGUUAGUGCUUUUGAGUACUAGUUAAAGUCAAGCUUCGGUUUCGCGUAGCCUCAUUUUUGCAAUGACCGCCGAGGAGCAAACGGCAGAAGGACACCACGCCAUCCCCAUGGAAGGAGACGACAUCACUCCCAAGAAAGAUGGAGGUGUUUUGAAGCUGGUGAAAAGGGAAGGCACUGGCACAGAGCUGCCAAUGAUUGGGGACAAAGUUUUUGUCCACUACGUGGGCACCCUCCUGGAUGGCUCCACCUUUGACUCCAGCAGAGACCGAGGAGAGAAGUUCUCUUUUGAGCUGGGCAAAGAUCAAGUCAUAAAGGCAUGGGACAUCGGCGUGGCUACUAUGAAAGAGGGGGAGCUCUGCCAGCUCAUCUGUAAACCUGAGUAUGCGUAUGGGUCUGCCGGCAGCCCACCCAAAAUUCCCCCUGAUUCAAAACUUAUUUUUGAGGUAAGCCUUGACAUGCAUCCAAGUUGGCCUUGUUUCAUUAUCAGUGUUGUUGCCCAGAGGAUUUGAGACAUAGUAUCGACU
Molecule: messenger RNA, 795 nt
Organism: Hippocampus comes (tiger tail seahorse)
Lineage: Eukaryota; Metazoa; Chordata; Actinopteri; Syngnathiformes; Syngnathidae
Product: peptidyl-prolyl cis-trans isomerase FKBP4-like
Exons: 3
Coding region: 334-780 (148 amino acids)
Biological process (GO): protein peptidyl-prolyl isomerization
Cellular component (GO): cytoplasm
Molecular function (GO): peptidyl-prolyl cis-trans isomerase activity
Source: RefSeq, a predicted model, not a curated record